This is a messenger RNA of Cottoperca gobio, 2689 nucleotides long. It is a transcript of the gene mmd2a, whose product is annotated as monocyte to macrophage differentiation-associated 2a. The coding region runs from base 356 to 1075 and encodes 239 amino acids. The transcript is spliced from 7 exons. Gene Ontology annotation, cellular component: membrane. Gene Ontology annotation, molecular function: pore-forming activity. The record is from RefSeq and is a predicted model, not a curated record. Lineage: Eukaryota; Metazoa; Chordata; Actinopteri; Perciformes; Bovichtidae.
GAGAGGAGGGGAGAGGAGGGGUUACAAACCCAGUCCCGCGGAACAUCCUGCGAACACAUCUGAGACUCGGAACAAAACUCUGGACAGUUUCCCCUCACACUCCACGAGCUCCGUGUUCCCGCCGGGAUGGCUGGUUGUUCGACCCCCGGAGAAGUCCCGACACUUUAGAUAAAGUCGUGCAGUUGUUGUCGUGUAGUUGACUCUGCAGGUCGAUGUUGGACUUCUGUGUUCAUGUUCGGGCGCGCGGCGUUGGGACAUCCGGAAUGGGGGAUCCAUAGGAGGAGACGACGCUCGCGGCUGUGCUGUUGGUAAAUAGAGCGCACCAACGCGCUCGCGCACACAGCCUACACACGAGAUGGACUUUAAGAGGACAAAAUUGGGAAGGUUCAUGAACAGCAGGGUCCCAGCCAGUAAGAGAUACCAGCCCACUGAAUAUGAACAUGCUGCAAACUGUGCCACACAUGGGUUAUGGAUCCUCCCCAGUCUGGUGGGCGGGUCUGUGCUCUACUUCCUGUCUUUGGACCAAUGGCAUCGUCUGGCUGCCUGGCUCUAUGGCAGCGGUCUCACUGGCCUGUUUGUCACCUCAACACUCUUCCACACCGCUGCCUGGAAAAUCAGCCACCUCCGGAAGGUGGAGCAGCAUUUCCACAUGUGUGACAGAAUGGCCAUCUACUUCUUCAUCGCUGCCUCCUACUCUCCCUGGUUGAUGCUGAGGGAGCUGGGCCCCUUCUCGUGCCACAUGCGCUGGCUGAUAUGGGUCAUGGCUUGUGUAGGAUCCAUGUAUGUCUUCUUUUUCCACGAGAGAUACAAGCUGGUGGAGUUGUUUGGAUAUGUGGCCAUGGGGGUUGUUCCUGCGUUGGUCAUCCUGUCUAUGGUGGAGCGUGCCGGUGUGUGCGAGCUGGCAGUGGGAGGCGUCUUCUAUGUGGUGGGCGUAGUCUUCUUCAAGAGCGACGGCCUCGUCCCUUUCGCCCACGCCAUCUGGCAUCUUUUCGUCGCAGCAGGGGCGUGCAUUCAUUAUUACGCCAUCUGGAGGUACCUGUACUUACCCGGGCCACCGCUGCAGACGUCGAGGUGACUGGCCGCUCCCCCCUGAGAUCACAUGGUUCCACACCACGUGACGUGACUGGGGAAAGUACAUUUUAGCCAUGAGACCACUGAGUGUUGACUUCAACUAACCUGCCUCCUGAGGCUACAGCUGGAGAGAUGGUGCUGAGGGGAUCUGACCGUCAGCACUGACUGCGUUGGGGCCAAACACUAAAAGUCAACAUGCUAAUUGUUACAGUCUUUAGACAGCGGACAUUCAGCCUGACUGGACCAAAAAUAAGAUUCUUAUUAUGCUGUACGCUGCUGCUGGGUAUGAAUCGUCAUUUGUGUUCAUCACCUCAUGGGAUAUGUUUGCACAAAUUUGGCAACAUAUAAUGUGCCAGAAAGUUUAGAUGACCAAUGUUCAGUUAAAGGAAUUGUUUGACAAUUAACAAAUGUGAUUAUUCACUUUCUUGCAGAGAAAGUCGACAAAAACUGCCAACCAGCACUAAAGCUCACUAAUUAUAACCUUUUGUCUCCUUUGAACAACGGCGUCUUAGGACCACUGUAGGUAACAUAUAAUAACAAAUGAGAUCCAGAGGAGGGACGUAAUAUUAUGAGAAAAAAACACAAAUUUCCAAGAUUAAAGUUGUAGAUUUACGAGAUAGAAUUACAAAUUAAAUUUGAAAAAAGUCAUACAUUUGUGACAUAAUUCAUAUUUACCGUAUAGAUAUGAGGAGUAUCAACUUUUCCAUCUAUUUCUCAAUUAUCGCAAAAAAUGCAAAUAAGCGCAUAAAAUGUUGAACUACUCCUUUAAUCACUCGUCCUUAUAGCAGAACUGACGACAUACAGUCUGUGACACCUGCCCAGCUAUGCUAGUAAACUCCACUCUUUCCAUAUUCCAACAAUAAGUGAUGUGCCAACAUGUACCACAGAGGCAUUCCUUUAUAUUGGUGCCAACCUAACUUUAUUUUUGUUUUGUCCAUUUUGCACAGCGUCAAAAUUCGAAAUAUAGAGUUGGCACUACAAUAAACACACGUUGGAUUCAUUCAUUGACUGCAUUUAGCAAUCUGCAGACAGACUGAAUGUCAUCAUGUAUCAGCUGUGCCACACUGACAUGACUGUUGACCCUUUAAUUCCAGAUAAAGGUCGACUGUUGAGGAUGACGGCUUCAGUAGAACUGACCCGAAUGAUUCUGUGGUGAUUUACAUUAAUCUUAAAUCUGCCUCAAAAUCAUAAUCUACAGCUAAUCUAACACUAACCGUAUUCUGGGUCAAAUGUUAAAUUCACAAAGAAUGUCGAGGCUGUUUGAUUAUCUAGAGGACGAUGAUUGCCAUUUGUUUUGUUUAAGCGAUGCACUCUUAUCCUCGAGCACUUUUCCAUCAGCGACAGCGUUUAUAGAAGUAGAACUUCCUAAAAUCCUCAGAAUUAACACACGGGCAUGUUAUAUUCCAUUUGAACUCUUACAGUUUCUAUGUUUUAUACUGCUUCAAGCACUGUAUACAUCACACUUGCAGGUUUCCCCUAACGUCUGGUAGUUAAACUGUUCCUGUUAUUACAGAAGAACAGAACACUUACUCAGGAAAUGAGUUCUUUUUUCAAUCAGAUGAUCUAUUUUGUAAAAAAAUUAUUUUUCAGUGUAUUAAAGAAGAGACUCUAUAUUACA